Trichogramma pretiosum is the source of this 940-nucleotide messenger RNA. Its product is annotated as gastrula zinc finger protein XlCGF7.1-like. Gene Ontology annotation, biological process: regulation of transcription by RNA polymerase II. Gene Ontology annotation, cellular component: nucleus. The record is from RefSeq and is a predicted model, not a curated record. Gene Ontology annotation, molecular function: RNA polymerase II transcription regulatory region sequence-specific DNA binding; DNA-binding transcription factor activity, RNA polymerase II-specific. The transcript has 5 exons. NCBI's taxonomy places the organism in Eukaryota, Metazoa, Arthropoda, Insecta, Hymenoptera, Trichogrammatidae. The coding region runs from base 1 to 900 and encodes 299 amino acids.
AUGGAAGGCAGCGAGGACACGAUUAGUGUUAAGGUAGAGCCGAAUGAUACAUGGGCUGAUACAGGCGACUACUAUAAUUUCGAUUCGGUGGACUGUAGCGAAGUAAAAGACGUUAAAACAUUCACGUUUCAUGAAUCAACGGCAAAUCGCAUGAAUGAGGUUAAGUCGUUACAAGAUGAGGUAGAUAAAAAAAUAUUUAUAGAUUUCGAGUGUAAAAAUGUUAAAUCUGAACUAAAGUCUCUGACGACAACGAUCUGCAAAUCUGAGCAUCAAAAUAUUCAACCUAUUUUCGAAUGUGAGAUUUGUCACAAAUCAUUUAGAGAAAAAGGUCACCUCAAUAAACACAUCAAUUCAGUACAUUCUCGUAAAAAACCUUUCGAGUGUGAGAUUUGUCAUAAAUCAUUUGGAGAAAAAGGUACCCUCAAAACUCACAUAAAUAAAUCAUUUGGACAAAAAAAUGCUCUCAAAACUCACAUUGAUACAGUACAUAAUCAAAGCAAACCAUUCGAGUGUGAUAUAUGUCACAAAACAUUUAGCCGCAAGGAUCACCUCAAAUCUCAUGUAAAUACAGUACACAAUCGAAGCAAACCUUUCGAGUGUAAUAUUUGUCACAAAUCAUUUGGACAAAAAAAUGCUCUCAAAACUCACAUUGAUACAGUACAUAAUCAAAGCAAACCAUUCGAGUGUGAUAUAUGUCACAAAACAUUUAGCCGCAAGGAUCACCUCAAAUCUCAUGUAAAUGCAGUACAUAAUCGUAGCAAACCCUUUGAAUGUGAGAUUUGUUACAAAUCAUUUGGAUACAAGAAUAACCUCAAUAAGCACAUAAGAUCAGCACAUGAUCGUAGCAAACCUUUCGAGGGUAAUAUUUGUCACAAGUUAUAUGGACGCAAGGAUACCUAGGAUCGUGAGAUUGUCACAAACUAUUCAUAUAAAAUGAGAA